This is a messenger RNA of Annulohypoxylon truncatum, 1038 nucleotides long. RefSeq lists its product as uncharacterized. The transcript is spliced from 2 exons. NCBI's taxonomy places the organism in Eukaryota, Fungi, Ascomycota, Sordariomycetes, Xylariales, Hypoxylaceae. The coding region runs from base 108 to 968 and encodes 286 amino acids. The record is from RefSeq and is a predicted model, not a curated record.
ACCCGUCCGAAUGUCUCUUCGACACGCCCUUUACGCUCCCAGACGGCGGAAACGCCUCAUUCUAUACAAACGACUGCGAAGGCGUCGUGGAUCUUCAUUUCAAGAUCAUGGCAGACAACGGCAUCAGCGGCGCUUUCAUGCAGCGUUUCUACGGCUACAUCAACGAGGCCAACGGGGGCUGGGUCAACAUUCUCAAUUACACGAAGACAGCGGCGGAGAAAUACGGACGAGGGUUCGUGAUAGAAUACGACCUUAACGGCGCCGCCACAGCCUCGACGAACGUAACGAGCACCUUCCUCGCCGACCUUGCGGCUCUGAAUUAUAUAAUAUCGUCUCCGGCAUAUAUGCACCAUAACGGGAAGCCCGUCCUUGAGAUAUGGGGCUUCGGUAUCGUCACAGAGGUCACCGUCGACGACGGGAUAGCGAUAGUUACCGCACUUAAGAACGCCGGCUGGUACGUGAUUCUAGGUGUACAACAGGCGUGGCACGCGGAGCUAGCGGCGAACCAACCGGGCGGAUACGGACCAGUGUAUCAACUCGCCGACAUGCUACAACCUUGGACCGUCGGCGCUUACGACAUCAAUAGUUACGAUAGCUUCCACGACGGGCGACAGGCUGUCGAAGACGCCGACGCGUUGCGGGAUCUGGGAAUAGAGAGCAGCAUUGUUGUGUGGCCCGGAGGAUCUAGCAGCAAUGCGAACCCAAGUGAGACGUUCGACCACUUUCCAAGAUGGAACGGGACGUUCUAUCAAAAGCAACUGGAUGGCGCGGUAAACCUGAAGCCUAACUUUAUAUUUGGCGCCAUGUUCGACGAAGUGAAUGAGGGGACUGCGAUAUUGCCUCUGCUGAGGAAUAACGAGCUCCCUACCAACCAGAGAUUUCUGGGUAUCGAUGAUGACAUGGAGCCCGACGCUUAUGUAAAGAUGGCCGGGGAGGCGGUGCCAAAACUUGCUGCGGCCUGGCAGUAAUUUAGGGGUGCCGUGACACGCUCCGUUAGUAGUAUGUAUUGUAUGUAGGAAAAGAAUAGGGGGUGAAUUG